AUGACUAGUUCUCCCGCAAUUGAAGAGCUUAUACAGAAGCAUACUAAAAUGAUUAACGACAGUAACAAGACAACGGUAAAAAAUCAGAAGCUGUUAAACCAGAUUUGUCAAGAGCUUACACUUUCACUCUGCCAUCCACUGUUAGAGUUUGUUGAUGCUCUAUUGGAAAAAUUCAUGUAUCCAGAAGGUAUAGAGAAAGAUGCCCAUCCUGAUCUUUUCACACUGGGACAUCCAAGACUAUUGGAAUUGGUUUAUUUGAGACAGAGAGUCGAUCAACUACAAAAGUUAAACCGUGAAACUUUUGAGCCAAUCUCCCAAUUUUUCCCUCACCUACUUCAUAGAAUUGAAAAAAUCCACAUUAUACUGGUUCACCUUUUACAAGUACUCAGCAAUCACAUUGAAAUCCCCACGCAAUCGAAAUUUUACAGAAAGAUUGUGACGGAAAGCAUAUCUGAUUUCCAAAGAGCAUUCGAACAGUUUAAAUCCCUGGAUUACGUUUUAAUGGCACUGAUGAGAAAUUUGGAAAAAACGGGCUCAACGGACAAAACGUUUCUAGUGGAUAGUUCUCUUUUGCAGGAAAUUAAAAAUUUCGAUACAGAGAAUAAGCAUUGGUUUAACGAUAUUCUACAAGAAUCAAAGGCCCUAAAGGAGUUCAAUCAAGAAAUUGAGGACAACGAACACUCUGACAUCACAACCUUCCUUAGGGAUCGCAAAUCAAGAUUGCAAAUUUCCAGCCGAAGAGUUUUCUAA
Molecule: messenger RNA, 750 nt
Organism: Zygosaccharomyces rouxii
Lineage: Eukaryota; Fungi; Ascomycota; Saccharomycetes; Saccharomycetales; Saccharomycetaceae
Gene: ARO5
Product: Aro5p
Exons: 1
Coding region: 1-750 (249 amino acids)
Source: RefSeq, a predicted model, not a curated record